GAUUUACCACAUACACCACCGGUUGAAAUGGAGCAAAACAUACAAGGUUUCAAAUACACUGGCGAUGACUGGGAAGUGACAGACGAGAUGAAGACGCACUUUGAUGAGUUUGGUUACAUCAUUGUACGUGGUCUACUCACUAACGAUGAGACUCAGAAACUCCGCCAGUUUCUAGAGACCGACAAGGGUAUAAUGGAUCACAAGGUCGACAAGGAUGACGGGGAGGGUAAACAUGCAAGAGCGACAGUGUGGAAUAACCCAAGUGAUGACAUUCUGGGUGUCGUCGCCCGCACUAAUCGCAUGGCAGGCACGUGGGAAAAGUUGCUCAGAGGGGAGGUUUAUCAUUACCAUGCUAAGCUCAUCAUGAAGGAUGCCUUUACGGGAGGUGCUUUUGUGUGGCAUCAAGAUUAUGGUUACUGGUAUAACAAUGGGUGCAUAUUUCCUAAUAUGGGAACAACUUGGACUGCCAUCGAUAGAGCUGACAAAAAUAACGGAUGUCUGAAGAUCAUCCCAGGUUCUCACAAGAUAGGGCGUUUAGAUCACAUUAGAGUCGGAACACAAGUGGGCGCAGACAUUGCCCGUGUGGAAGAGAUCUCCAAAGUUUGUCCUGUCAUCCAACCAGAGUUGGACCCUGGAGAUGCCAUGUUCUUCCACUGUAACAUCCUACAUAGGAGUGACCAGAAUAACAGUGCAAACAGACGCUGGGGCUAUCUUUGCUGCUACAACAGAGCUGACAAUAGUCCAUAUAAAGAGGACUCUCCCCACCCUGCAUACUCUAAACUAGACCAGCUACCUAACUCAUCUAUUCGAGAUUGUGAUAUCACGAAAGUAGCAGCUACAAGAGACUAUUACAAACCGUCCAAAAACUCUGCCUUUUAUCAAGUGCCAGCAAAAAUAAAUUGACGUUUUUAUACAGUAAUUUUACAAUAGUGUGUCGAACAAAGUCAGGAUGCCACUACUGGACGUCCAAUAUUAGCAUAUGAUCCCUUGAACAUCAGUUGCGCAUAACUUAGUUCACUUCAUCAUUCAUAGGACGGCUUUCAAAUCAUAUUGGAAUCUAUGACAAUGGGACAAUGUAAUGACUGUCAAAGCACUUCUUUCGAAAUGUUAAGACAUACAUUAGUACGGAAGGUUCGUCAUCACAAAUCAAAAAUCGGAAAUGGAUAAAAUGAUUAACGAGGUUCCCAUGCGAUUCGAUGGAAAUCAAAAAACAUAUAUACUUAUUGUAUGCUUAUGUAUUGUCUUCAAUUGUUAUAGUUGUUGUAUUUUUUUUACCACCAACGAAGCUGAGCAAUACCACUUGGGUAUAUCCCGUGUAUGUACGGUCCUAAUUUACUUACUUAGCCCGGAAGACA
Messenger RNA from Owenia fusiformis, 1355 nucleotides. The record is from the annotation of a GenBank genome assembly. Lineage: Eukaryota; Metazoa; Annelida; Polychaeta; Sabellida; Oweniidae.